CUCUUAACUGCUUGAGCUCCGGACUUUGGACGGACUCUGCGCCUGCGCACUUCGUAGUUUGUCUGCGUGUCAUGUUGAUGAAUGCUAGAACUGGGUAGUCAACAUGUCCACCACUGCUGCUCAAGACAACAAUAACGAAGAAUCCGGACUUCAAGGCUCCUGGGUAGAGCUGGAGCUGAAUAAAAACACAGGAGGCCAGGCCACGCAGGCCAGUGUGCUAAUGAUACCCGCCGCAGACCAAAUAAACGCCAAUGCUGGCAUGAGUCAAACUCUGCAGACCUUGGAAGUGGUGCCUGAGAACGAUGAAACCCUGAUCGGAGGACUAGAGCAUGUGCCGUCAUCCUCGUCAAUCCACAACGGGGACAUGGAAAAGAUCCUGCUGGAUGCACAGCAUGAAUCCAGCCCCAGUAGCUCGUCCUGUGACAGUCCUCACAGGCCACCCAGUCCGGAUCACGAUGAGGGUCAGAUAACUUUUGAUGUGGAGAUGCCCAGCCCAAGAGGUAGUCAGUCAGAGGAAGAAGGUCCGGAGCAGGACAGAGAGGAAGACAUCCUGCUCAACAAAGAGGUAGACUGGGUCGCUGAUUGGUCCAGCAGACCGGAAAACAUUCCACCAAAGGAGUUCCACUUCAGGCACCCCCGACGUUCGGUAUCUCUCAGUAUGAGAAAGAGUGGAGUCAUGAAGAAAGGUGGCAUCUUCUCUGCCGAAUUCCUCAAAGUCUUCAUCCCAUCCUUACUCAUCUCGCACAUCGUCGCCCUCGGCCUCGGGGUGUACAUCGGGAAGAGAAUUGCCACGGCCUCCACCAGCUCUUACUGAACAGAAGAUGAAGCAGUGCCUGGAUGUUCUCCUGUCUCCAAGUCUCUCAGCCAUCCUCCUGUAGUCAAGCUGUCUCUCUGCAUCUGUUGUACGCCCACAUUUCUCUUCCAAUCAGCAUUAAAUUCUGUCACACUGUAGAUGUAGUUAUAGAGUAAUACACAUGAUGUAAUGUGGUCGCACUCCAUCACGUUUUGACACUGGGCGACGUUUUCCCCAGCAGCUGUCGUUAACUUGAAUCUAGUAGAUGACGGACCUUCUUAGAGCUGGAAGAUAUUAGUCAUCCCGUAAACUCUAAAACUUAUGAGGAGGAUUUGAUGUCCGGUGGCUUCAGGGUUGAAGUUUCUCUACUUGUUUUGAUUUUAUGUCAUGAGAAAUCUGGCCUCCCAAGCUUAAUUUCUCCACUGGUGUCCCAGUAGGCAGAAGUGUCUGAACCAAAAAUAUGCGCCAUAUCUGCAAGACCAACAACCUGAAUUGGCUCUGGAAACAGAAAGGACUUUUAUCGCCUUAAUUUUUUUUAGCUAAACACUCAAGAUGCAGUUACUGGGGGCAGACAAAUGAUGCUGCACUGUGGGAUUUGUUUUUAAAUUCCACGCGUGUUUGAGAGUAGAAGUUGUAUCAUGUUGACUCCUGAGGGUUUCUUUUCAAAGCUUUGUUUUUUUUUUUCUUAAAGUUAAUCUAGCAUGUAGCUGCAAACCUUUACAGUGGGGUUGCUUGAGUACCUGUGAUAGUGGAGCCUAAGCUGGAUGGCAGUUUACCAGGCCAUAUGCUAUUGUUAUUUCCUUUUGCCUACAUAUCUUCUUUAACGUAACAUAGCAGCAAUGGCAAAGUGCCAAAUUUGUAUGUCUCACCACUGCACAUUGGUGAUUUAUCUUAGACUGUUUCUUUGAUUUUACGAUAUGUUGAGUUAUUUAAAGAUAUAGAUGUGAAGAAUAAUUUAAGCUGUGAUCUGCCCCGCGUACACCUUUUGACAGUGUAUAACUUGUUUAUACAUUGAUAUAAAUGCAUAUUAUGUCAUUGUUACUAUAUAGCAUCGUGGCAGUGGACGUAAUGUGUUUUUGCUGUUGUUAAAUUGCCAAAGCAUCAGUGGCAGAAACCACCACAGUGGAACGUAUAACCAGAGGCCUCAUUUAAGAGUGUUGUCUAACUUUUAUCUAGAAUACACUGUGCAAUCAUUUCACAUGCUACAAUACAAUAAACAGUGUACAGUGUGUGUGCAGAACUUCCAGAGAA
This is a messenger RNA of Scatophagus argus, 2044 nucleotides long. It is a transcript of the gene bnip3la, whose product is annotated as BCL2 interacting protein 3 like a. Gene Ontology annotation, cellular component: nucleus; mitochondrial envelope; mitochondrial outer membrane. The record is from RefSeq and is a predicted model, not a curated record. Gene Ontology annotation, biological process: mitochondrial outer membrane permeabilization; defense response to virus; positive regulation of apoptotic process. The coding region runs from base 104 to 814 and encodes 236 amino acids. Lineage: Eukaryota; Metazoa; Chordata; Actinopteri; Scatophagidae. The transcript has 6 exons.